CACAACCACCUAAAGGGGCGGUCGCAUAAACGAGAAAAUGAUGUGAUCCGGUUCAUCUAACGCCCUUCCCAGCUCUCCUACUCCACGUAAUCUCAACCCUUCAUUCUGUACCCUACCGCUAGUUUGGCGAUAGAGGCCUUUUGGCAACCUCAUCCUUUUUCAUUGUUGGCUGGGGUUCGGUUUAAGCCAUGGCUUUGUUCAACCUCUCUUCCUCCUCAAUUGCCCCUACUCGUUCACUACGCUACAAUGGUGUGAACCCAUUUGCAGAGCAUGGGUACCUAUUUUCAGGCUCUGUGUGGUCUUCUAUCAAUAGACAAUCGUGCUUGAGUUUAAAGGCCAAUGAUAGAGGGAUAGUUGCAUUGGUAUCUGGAAAUGGUGGUCUCUUAUCUUAUUCUAACAGCAGUGGAAUGGUAGAAGAGGAUGCUUUUUUCAAUGAACAGGCAGACCAACCAGAAGGGACCUCUUUUGGGACCCUUGCCGCAGAGAUAACUUCUACUACUAGUGAGUUUUUUUAUGAUAAUGAUGAAUUAGACCUGGAUUGUCCUACCGAGGGGUUUUCUUCAGUCGCUGAGGCCAUUGAGGACAUCCGCCAAGGCAAGUUUGUAAUUGUUGUGGAUGAUGAAGACAGAGAAAAUGAGGGAGAUUUAAUAAUGGCGGGAUCAUUGGUCACUCCUCAUGCUAUGGCCUUUAUUGUCAAGCAUGGGACCGGGAUAGUGUGUGUGAGCAUGAAAGGAGAAGACUUAGAGAGGCUGCAACUUCCUUUGAUGGUGACUCAGAAGGAGAAUGAAGAGAAACUUUGUACAGCUUUCACUGUGUCAGUGGAUGCAAAGCAUGGGACGACAACUGGUGUUUCAGCUCAUGAUAGAGCAACAACAAUAUUAGCUCUUGCAUCUAAAGAUUCAAAACCCCAGGAUUUCAAUCGUCCAGGUCAUAUUUUUCCCCUCAAGUGCAGGGAGGGAGGGGUUUUAAAAAGAGCUGGGCAUACUGAAGCUUCAGUUGAUCUUGCUGUGUUGGCUGGGUUAGAGCCUGUUGCAGUUUUAUGUGAAAUUGUGGAUGAUGAUGGCUCCAUGGCCAGGUUGCCAAAGCUUCGCCAAUUUGCAGAGGUGGAGAACUUGAAGAUUAUUACAAUCGCUGAUUUAAUCAGAUAUAGGAGGAAACGAGAUAAAUUAGUCGAGAAGGCUGCUGGUGCACCAAUACCCACUAUGUGGGGGCCAUUUAAGGCCUACUGUUACAAAUCAAUGCUGGAUGGGGUUGAGCAUAUUGCCAUGGUUAAGGGUGAGAUAGGGAAUGGACAAGAUAUUCUUGUGAGGGUACAUUCUGAGUGCCUCACUGGUGACAUAUUUGGGUCAGGCAGAUGUGACUGUGGAAACCAGCUAGCACUUGCAAUGCAGCAAAUCGAAGCUGAGGGUAGAGGUGUCUUGGUGUAUCUCCGUGGACAUGAGGGAAGGGGAAUUGGUUUGGGACACAAGCUCCGUGCUUACAACCUACAGGAUGAUGGACGUGACACAGUCGAAGCCAAUGAAGAGCUGGGAUUGCCCGUUGAUUCUCGGGAGUAUGGCAUAGGAGCACAGAUACUUAGAGAUCUCGGUGUUCAUACAAUGAAGCUGAUGACAAACAACCCUGCAAAAUACCAUGGACUUAAAGGAUAUGGUUUGGCCAUUGUAGGCAGGGUUCCAUUGUUGGCACCCAUAACCAUGGAGAAUAGAAGGUAUUUGGAGACGAAACGUGAAAAAAUGGGGCAUAUCGGUCUGGACAUCGCUGGCCAUGUUAAUGGGAGUCAUCAACAAAAAUAGUAAAACAAAGCAUCGAGAGAGCCUAUCUGGUGGUGUACACGACACAUGAGCCAGUCUGAGUUGAGAAAUUUGCCAGUUAGCGGCAGAUGGAUGCCAUUGUUCUCUUCCAAGUGAGGCAUUAUGUUGUAAAAUUUGUUGCAUUGGAAUUCUAGGUCUUUCUGAUACCAUUUUUAAAAUAUAAAUCAGAUGUUCAGCUUAAUGGUAUAUUCUUUUUUUUCUA
Vitis riparia (riverbank grape) is the source of this 2013-nucleotide messenger RNA. RefSeq names its product bifunctional riboflavin biosynthesis protein RIBA 1, chloroplastic-like. The coding region runs from base 189 to 1793 and encodes 534 amino acids. Gene Ontology annotation, molecular function: 3,4-dihydroxy-2-butanone-4-phosphate synthase activity; GTP cyclohydrolase II activity. The record is from RefSeq and is a predicted model, not a curated record. The transcript has 7 exons. Gene Ontology annotation, cellular component: chloroplast. Gene Ontology annotation, biological process: riboflavin biosynthetic process. NCBI's taxonomy places the organism in Eukaryota, Viridiplantae, Streptophyta, Magnoliopsida, Vitales, Vitaceae.